CUGCUAGCUCCAGCAAUCCGGAGUGCGGGUGGGUUGGGUCACAUGGCGCCUGCGCCGCUGAGGCGCUAGUUGCUGUUGGCAGGAAAGUUUUUUUUUUUCGUCCCAUUUUUUUGCAAACUGCAGAGGCUCGGUAGCAGCAGCAGGAGCCGGAGGGAGGGCUCGUGGGCGACACCUGCAAAGGAGACACUUCCAAACCUCCUUCCCUUCCCCCGAAAGCCCCUCGCCAAUGCUGGAGAGUUGUGCGUUGGGCAGCGCCAGGGAGAUGCGAGUGGACUCCCCCAAGUGUGGGUAGCGGCAUUUCCCCGGGAGCAUCGCAGGAGGCAGCUUUGAGUCUGCGAGAGAUUCCAGCAGAGAAGCUUGGAGUUAUGGGACCAAACCCUUCACCUGCCUGAUCCUGCAGAGACGGGCGCUUAGCUAUACACCUUGCAUGUGAGGCGGUGAUUGGUGUUCAGCAUGGCAGGUGUGUCAACUUUGAUCCUCUUCCUGUGCGCUGUUAAGGAUGUUAUGCCCGCCAAUUCUCUCUGGAAACCAACCUGGCCAUCUUACAAAGUUCCAGUAAUCCUGCCACAAUCUACCGUUAAUCUAGACAAACCACAGUUUGAUGCAGAAACCAAACUGGAGGUGGUAUCUUCUUGUGGCCCAGAAUGCCACAAGCGUUCCCCGCUGCCAACAUAUGAAGAAGUGAAGGACUAUCUGUCCUAUGAGACCUUGUAUGCCAAUGGUAGUCUUGUUGAAACUGAAGUAGGCAUUUACAUUGUCAACAGUGGCAGUGAAGGGUCACAAAGCAAAUCUCGAACAAAGAGGCAGAUCUAUGGCUACGACAGUAGGUUUAGCAUUUUUGGCAAGGACUUCUUGUUGAAUUACCCUUUCUCCACUUCGGUGAAGUUGUCCACAGGUUGCACAGGUACUCUGGUGGCAGAAAAGCACGUCCUUACCGCAGCUCACUGCAUCCAUGAUGGCAAAAGUUAUGUCAAAGGAGCCCAGAAACUGAGGGUGGGCUUCCUGAAGCCUAAACUGAAAGAUGGCAGCAAAGGGACUAAUAUCACAAGCUCAACAAUGCCAGAAAAAAUGAAAUUCCAGUGGAUCCGAGUGAAACGGACACAUGUCCCCAAAGGAUGGAUCAAAGGAAAUGCUAAUGAUAUUGGCAUGGAUUAUGACUAUGCCCUACUGGAGCUCAAGAAGCCUCACAAAAGAAAAUUCAUGAAUAUAGGUGUGAGCCCACCCACUAGACAGUUGCCUGGAGGUAGGAUUCACUUCUCUGGCUAUGACAAUGAUCGUCCAGGGAAUCUGGUUUACCGUUUCUGUGAUGUCAAAGAUGAAACAUUUGACCUCUUGUAUCAGCAGUGUGAUGCCCAGCCAGGGGCAAGUGGGUCCGGGGUGUAUGUGAGGAUGUGGAAAAGACAGCAUCAGAAAUGGGAGCGUAAAAUUAUUGGAAUAUUUUCAGGGCAUCAGUGGGUGGACAUGAAUGGCGCCCCACAGGAUUUCAAUGUGGCUGUUCGCAUCACACCCCUGAAAUAUGCACAAAUCUGUUACUGGAUCAAAGGCAACUAUCUUGACUGUAGGGAUGGAUAGACAAUGAACUUUCUAGAAAGCACUUAAUUGUCUUAAUUAUACUUAUCCAUGGAAAAGCCAAACUUCUUUUGUUAUAAAUGUGUGUGAUUCUACUUUGAAAUGCCUAGACAUAAUUUAUAAAAUUAUAAGCAGGACACCUUACUCUUUGGAAGGUGAUUGUGUGACAGAGUUGCAGUUAGAAAAUGUUAAUUUGAGGAGGAAGGGAAAAACUGUUGGGAGGGGAGAGCUCAGGUAGAAUUUCUGACUUUGCAGUUCUAGUGAUUUAAGAUUAAUUUGGGGGUUGGUAAACAAUACAUAAUCCGAGGGGUCUCCAAAGAGUUGUAUGAAAGGAAUGCUGUCGGGGAACUCACACCUACUUUGUUUGUACCUCAAACACAGGCUUAAUGGAAAUGUUUUCAUCUGAAACUUUAAAAGAAAGUAUUUCUAUGAUAUCAGAGGUAAAAAAGGGUGUUUAACAACAACUCCCCCAACCUGCAGUGUUUCAGAAUUGUGUUAUUGCAUGAGAACCAGAGUGCAACAGAGACUAGGUUUACAUUGUUGAAGAUGAAUGUCAUGCAAAUAACUGUAAGGGUAAAUAAAUAGAGGGUUUUUUCAAACUGUAAUGUUUAGUGAUUUGAAGCUUUAUGAGUAACAUAGGUAAGAAAAUACUGUUUAAACAUCUAGGCCAUAGUCAUGGAAAACUGGACAUGCCUGGAUCUUAAGUCACACACAUCGUGCCUCAGAGUUCUGCUCACUCAAGCAGUAUUAUGCAUGGGAUUAAUUGUUUAAGAAUCUGGGCCACAGUUGUUAACAUGACCAUGUCCCUAUAAAUAUAUUGUGUAGAAGGUGUAUGGGGGAAGAAGGUUGUUUCCUUUUGUGACUUAUUUAGAUCUUUAAUCAUGGAAAAUUUCUAGCUCUUCGUGACUACUCCAGCAAUGCAAGUCCUGUCCGAGAGGAGGAGAAGCAUCCUUAGGUUUUUUUUGGCUUCCUAAAUUGUAAGGCUUUAAAGUAGAAAGAGAAUAUUGUAAGAAAGAAAGAAAGAAAAUUUGUUAACAGAUUUCUAUCUGUAUCUCUGCCACCCCGGUUUGGCAGUGUACUUUAACCUCUUGACUUCUGAAUUUUUUCCUUGCAGCAUUUGUGGUAGUUUUCUUUCAAAAUUGCCAAGUUAUGAGCAGUUCUUGACACACGUAGCUCACCAGUUCUACAGCUUGUAAUAGAGCUAAUUGAAAGAGAACCAGAUUAUAGGACAUAAUCCAAUAUAUGAAUAAAAUGAUGCACCAGUGUCUCGUAUGGACAUUGAUGCCUGUCAUUUUAUUGUAGACAAAUUAUAAUUCCAACAGAAACUACCUUUUUAUGGGUUGAAACCCCCUGCCAAAUACUGUUGCACAGCAAACAACAUUGGUAGAACAAAGAACUUUCUACACAUCAUGUUUCUCAGGUGGAUUAUGCCACUGUAUUUCAGUAACACUGCUAGGCUAGUGUCAUGGCAGCCUGUCGCCACUCUUUAAAUAGGAAAAUGGUCACUUAUUCAAAUGCUAAUCUCCAUUCCAUCCAUGCAUCUCCCUGUAAUGUCUGAAUCUCAUUGCAUUAGGCACUGCACAGAUGUUACCGGGACAAAAUUCAGCGCUGUCCAGCAAAACUGAGCUAAGCAAGAUUGAGUCUAUGUGGGCUUGUUCCUGAGCUUUAUAGGACACUUGUAAUUCAGUUAAGCCUUAUUUUUCUUUCAUUUUGCUAAUUUUAUGGUGUGGGAAAAUACACUCCUGAUGGUGCUCUAUCUUUCUAGAAGUGUUGGCUCUAGUUAUGAAAGCCAUUUUUGCUGGAGCAGCCUAAAGAUGUUUUUGAUUGUGGGUGCAGUGUUCAAAACUGUGGAACCCUUCCUUGCUGGGUGUUUGCACUCAGAUGCAUACAGUUACUAAUGCUUUAAAAAUAUGAGUAAUCACCAUAUGUAACUGACAGACUUCUUCUGCUAUUUUAUUCUAGAUUUACUUUAUUUUGUGACUGUCAGCUGGAGCACUUCUCUUUGAAUGUAUCACAGUGAAUAAAGAAAAGUAAUGGAAUUUCAGUGCAGACACUCUUGUACCAUACCUGGGGUUGUAACUUCAAUCUCUUUUUGCUUUUACUUAUUUGUAAAGACAUUCAAAUACAGCACAGUCGUAUCAACA
Pelodiscus sinensis (Chinese soft-shelled turtle) is the source of this 3713-nucleotide messenger RNA. RefSeq names its product serine protease 23 (gene PRSS23). Gene Ontology annotation, molecular function: serine-type endopeptidase activity. NCBI's taxonomy places the organism in Eukaryota, Metazoa, Chordata, Testudines, Trionychidae. Gene Ontology annotation, biological process: proteolysis. The record is from RefSeq and is a predicted model, not a curated record.